Molecule: messenger RNA, 8733 nt
Organism: Schistocerca nitens (vagrant locust)
Lineage: Eukaryota; Metazoa; Arthropoda; Insecta; Orthoptera; Acrididae
Product: trichohyalin-like
Exons: 9
Coding region: 1-8733 (2910 amino acids)
Biological process (GO): cell differentiation
Source: RefSeq, a predicted model, not a curated record
AUGAACGGCUGCGCAGGAACGGCUGCGCAGGAACGGCUGCGCAGGAACGGCUGCGCAGGAACGGCUGCGCAGGAACGGCUGCGCAGGAACGGCUGCGCAGGAACGGCUGCGCAGGAACGGCUGCGCAGGAACGGCUGCGCAGGAACGGCUGCGCAGGAACGGCUGCGCAGGAACGGCUGCGCAGGAACGGCUGCGCAGGAACGGCUGCGCAGGAACGGCUGCGAACGGCUGCGCAGGAACGGCUGCGCAGGAACGGCUGCGCAGAAACGGCUGCGCAGAAACGGCUGCGCAGAAACGGCUGCGCAGAAACGGCUGCGCCGAAACGGCUGCGCCGAAACGGCUGCGCCGAAACGGCUGCGCCGAGACGGCUGCGCUAAACGGCUGCGCCGAAACGGCUGCGCAGAAACGGCUGCGCCGAAACGGCUGAGCCGAAACGGCUGCGCAGAAACGGCUGCGACGAAACGGCUGCGCCGAAACGGCUGCGCCGAAACGGCUGCGCCGAAACCGCUGCGCAGAAACGGCUGCGCAGAAACAGCUGCGCCGAAACAGCUGCGCCGAAACAGCUGCGCAGAAACAGCUGCGCAGAAACAGCUGCGCAGAAACAGCUGCGCAGAAACAGCUAGGCAGAAACAGCUGCGCAGAAACAGCUGCGCAGAAACAGCUGCGCAGAAGCAGCUGCGCAGAAACAGCUGCGCAGAAACAGCUGCGCAGAAGCAGCUGCGCAGAAGCAGCUGCGCAGAAGCAGCUGCGCAGAAGCAGCUGCGCAGAAGCAGCUGCGCAGAAGCAGCUGCGCAGAAGCAGCUGCGCAGGAACAGCUGCGCAGGAACAGCUGCGCAGGAACAGCUGCGCAGAAGCAGCUGCGCAGGAACAGCUGCGCAGAAGCAGCUGCGCAGAAACAGCUGCGCAGGAACAGCUGCGCAGGAACAGCUGCGCAGGAACAGCUGCGCAGGAACAGCUGCGCAGGAACAGCUGCGCAGGAACAGCUGCGCAGAAACGGCUGCGCAGGAACGGCUGCGCAGGAACGGCUGCGCAGGAACGGCUGCGCAGGAACGGCUGCGCAGAAACGGCUGCGCAGAAACGGCUGCGCAGAAACGGCUGCGCCGAAACGGCUGCGCCGAAACGGCUGCGCCGAAACGGCUGCGCCGAAACGGCUGCGCAGAAACGGCUGCGCAGAAACGGCUGCGCCGAAACGGCUGCGCCGAAACGGCUGCGCAGAAACAGCUGCCUGCGCAGAAGCAGCUGCGCAGAAGCAGCUGCGCAGGAACAGCUGCGCAGGAACAGCUGCGCAGAAACAGCUGCGCAGGAACAGCUAGGCAGAAACAGCUGCGCAGAAACAGCUGCGCAGAAACAGCUGCGCAGAAGCAGCUGCGCAGAAACAGCUGCGCAGAAGCAGCUGCGCAGAAGCAGCUGCGCAGAAGCAGCUGCGCAGAAGCAGCUGCGCAGAAGCAGCUGCGCAGAAGCAGCUGCGCAGGAACAGCUGCGCAGGAACAGCUGCGCAGGAACAGCUGCGCAGAAGCAGCUGCGCAGGAACAGCUGCGCAGAAGCAGCUGCGCAGAAACAGCUGCGCAGGAACAGCUGCGCAGGAACAGCUGCGCAGAAACAGCUGCGCAGGAACAGCUAGGCAGAAACAGCUGCGCAGAAACAGCUGCGCAGAAACAGCUGCGCAGAAGCAGCUGCGCAGAAACAGCUGCGCAGAAGCAGCUGCGCAGAAGCAGCUGCGCAGAAGCAGCUGCGCAGAAGCAGCUGCGCAGAAGCAGCUGCGCAGAAGCAGCUGCGCAGGAACAGCUGCGCAGGAACAGCUGCGCAGAAGCAGCUGCGCAGGAACAGCUGCGCAGAAGCAGCUGCGCAGGAACAGCUGAGCAGGAACAGCUGCGCAGGAACAGCUGCGCAGGAACAGCUGCGCAGGAGCAGCUGCGCAGGAACAGCUGCGCAGGAACAGCUGCGCAGAAACAGCUGCGCAGGAACGGCUGCGCAGGAACGGCUGCGCAGAAACGGCUGCGCAGAAACGGCUGCGCAGAAACGGCUGCGCCGAAACGGCUGCGCCGAAACGGCUGCGCCGAAACGGCUGCGCAGAAACGGCUGCGCAGAAACGGCUGCGCCGAAACGGCUGCGCAGAAACGGCUGCGCAGAAACAGCUGCGCCGAAACAGCUGCGCCGAAACAGCUGCGCAGAAACAGCUGCGCAGAAGCAGCUGCGCAGAAGCAGCUGCGCAGAAGCAGCUGCGCAGGAACAGCUGCGCAGGAACAGCUGCGCAGGAACAGCUGCGCAGGAACAGCUGCGCAGAAACGGCUGCGCAGGAACGGCUGCGCAGGAACGGCUGCGCAGAAACGGCUGCGCAGGAACGGCUGCGCAGGAACGGCUGCGCAGGAACGGCUGCGCAGGAACGGCUGCGCAGAAACGGCUGCGCAGGAACGGAUGCGCAGGAACGGCAGCGCAGGAACGGCUGCGCAGGAACGGCUGCGCAGGAACGGCUGCGCAGGAACGGCUGCGCAGGAACGGCUGCGCAGGAACGGCUGCGCAGGAACGGCUGCGCAGAAACGGCUGCGCAGUAACGGCUGCGCAGAACGGCUGCGCAGGAACAUCUGCGCAGGAACGGCUGCGCAGAAGCGGCUGCGCAGAAGCGGCUGCGCAGAAGCGGCUGCGCAGAAGCGGCUGCGCAGAAACGGCUGCGCAGAAGCGGCUGCGCAGACGCGGCUGCGCAGAAGCGGCUGCGCAGAAGCGGCUGCGCAGAAGCGGCUGCGCAGAAGCGGCAGCGAAGAAGCGGCUGCGCAGAAGCGGCUGCGCAGAAGCGGCUGCGCAGAAGCGGCUGCGCAGAAGCGGCUGCGCAGAAGCCGCUGCGCAGAAGCGGCUGCGCAGAAGCGGCUGCGCAGAAGCGGCUGCGCAGAAGCGGCUGCGCAGAAGCGGCUGCGCAGAAGCGGCUGCGCAGAAGCGGCUGCGCAGAAGCGGCUGCGCAGAAGCGGCUGCGCAGAAGCGGCUGCGCAGAAGCGGCUGCGCAGAAGCGGCUGCGCAGAAACGGCUGCGCAGAAACGGCUGCGCAUAAGCGGCUGCGCAGAGACGGCUGCGCAGAGACGGCUGCGCAGAGACGGCUGCGCAGAGACGGCUGCGCAGAAACGGCUGCGCAGAAACGGCUGCGCAGAAACGGCUGCGCAUAAAGGGCUGCGCAUAAACGGCUGCGCAGGAACGGCUGCGCAGGAACGGCUGCGCAGGAACGGCUGCAAACGGCUGCGACGAAACGGCUGCGCCGAAACGGCUGCGCCGAAACGGCUGCGCCGAAACGGCUGCGCAGAAACUGCUGCGCCGAAACAGCUGCGCCGAAACAGCUGCGCAGAAACAGCUGCGCAGAAACAGCUGCGCAGAAACAGCUGCGCAGAAACAGCUAGGCAGAAACAGCUGCGCAGAAACAGCUGCGCAGAAGCAGCUGCGCAGAAACAGCUGCGCAGAAACAGCUGCGCAGAAGCAGCUGCGCAGAAGCAGCUGCGCAGGAACAGCUGCGCAGGAACGGCUGCGCAGGAACGGCUGCGCAGGAACGGCUGCGCAGGAACGGCUGCGCAGGAACGGCUGCGCAGCAACGGCUGCGCAGGAACGGCUGCGCAGGAACGGCUGCGCAGAAACGGCUGCGCAGAAACGGCUGCGCAGAAACGGCUGAGCAGAAACGGCUGCGCAGAAGCGGCUGCGCAGAAGCGGCUGCGCAGAAGCGGCUGCGCAGAAGCGGCUGCGCAGAAGCGGCUGCGCAGAAGCGGCUGCGCAGAAGCGGCUGCGCAGAAGCGGCUGCGCAGAAGCGGCUGCGCAGAUGCGGCUGCGCAGAAGCGGCUGCGCAGAAGCGGCUGCGCAGAAGCGGCUGCGCAGAAGCGGCUGCGCAGAAGCGGCUGCGCAGAAGCGGCUGCGCAGAAGCGCCUGCGCAGAAGCGGCUGCGCAGAAGCGGCUGCAAGCGGCUGCGCAGAAGCGGCUGCGCAGAAACGGCUGCGCAGGAACGGCUGCGCAGGAACGGCUGCGCAGGAACGGCUGCGCAGAAACGGCUGCGCAAGAACGGCUGCGCAGGAACGGCUGCGCAGGAACAGCUGCGCAGGAACAGCUGCGCAGGAACAGCUGCGCAGAAACAGCUGCGCAGGAACAGCUGCGCAGGAACAGCUGCGCAGGAACGGCUGCGCAGAAACGGCUGCGCAGAAACGGCUGCGCAGAAACGGCUGCGCCGAAACGGCUGCGCCGAAACGGCUGCGCCGAAACGGCUGCGCCGAAACGGCUGCGCAGAAACGGCUGCGCCGAAACGGCUGCGCCGAAACGGCUGCGCAGAAACGGCUGCGCCGAAACGGCUGCGCCGAAACAGCUGCGCCGAAACAGCUGCGCCGAAACAGCUGCGCCGAAACAGCUGCGCAGGAACAGCUGCGCAGUAACAGCUGCGCAGAAACAGCUGCGCAGAAACAGCUGCGCAGGAACAGCUGCGCAGAAACAGCUGCGCAGAAGCAGCUGCGCAGAAGCAGCUGCGCAGAAGCAGCUGCGCAGAAACAGCUGCGCAGAAGCAGCUGCGCAGAAGCAGCUGCGCAGAAACAGCUGCGCAGAAGCAGCUGCGCAGAAGCAGCUGCGCAGAAGCAGCUGCGCAGAAGCAGCUGCGCAGAAGCAGCUGCGCAGGAACAGCUGCGCAGAAGCAGCUGCGCAGGAACAGCUGCGCAGAAGCAGCUGCGCAGAAACAGCUGCGCAGGAACAGCUGCGCAGGAACAGCUGCGCAGGAACAGCUGCGCAGAAACAGCUGCGCAGGAACAGCUGCGCAGGAACAGCUGCGCAGAAACAGCUGCGCAGAAGCAGCUGCGCAGAAGCAGCUGCGCAGAAACAGCUGCGCAGAAGCAGCUGCGCAGAAGCAGCUGCGCAGAAGCAGCUGCGCAGAAGCAGCUGCGCAGAAGCAGCUGCGCAGAAGCAGCUGCGCAGGAACAGCUGCGCAGGAACAGCUGCGCAGAAGCAGCUGCGCAGGAACAGCUGCGCAGAAGCAGCUGCGCAGGAACAGCUGAGCAGGAACAGCUGCGCAGGAACAGCUGCGCAGGAACAGCUGCGCAGGAGCAGCUGCGCAGGAACAGCUGCGCAGGAACAGCUGCGCAGAAACAGCUGCGCAGGAACGGCUGCGCAGAAACGGCUGCGCAGAAACGGCUGCGCAGAAACGGCUGCGCCGAAACGGCUGCGCCGAAACGGCUGCGCCGAAACGGCUGCGCAGAAACGGCUGCGCAGAAACGGCUGCGCCGAAACGGCUGCGCAGAAACGGCUGCGCAGAAACGGCUGCGCAGAAACAGCUGCGCCGAAACAGCUGCGCCGAAACAGCUGCGCAGAAACAGCUGCGCAGAAGCAGCUGCGCAGAAGCAGCUGCGCAGAAGCAGCUGCGCAGGAACAGCUGCGCAGGAACAGCUGCGCAGGAACAGCUGCGCAGGAACAGCUGCGCAGAAACGGCUGCGCAGGAACGGCUGCGCAGGAACGGCUGCGCAGAAACGGCUGCGCAGGAACGGCUGCGCAGGAACGGCUGCGCAGGAACGGCUGCGCAGGAACGGCUGCGCAGAAACAGCUGCGCAGGAACGGAUGCGCAGGAACGGCAGCGCAGGAACGGCUGCGCAGGAACGGCUGCGCAGGAACGGCUGCGCAGGAACGGCUGCGCAGGAACGGCUGCGCAGGAACGGCUGCGCAGGAACGGCUGCGCAGAAACGGCUGCGCAGUAACGGCUGCGCAGAACGGCUGCGCAGGAACAUCUGCGCAGGAACGGCUGCGCAGAAGCGGCUGCGCAGAAGCGGCUGCGCAGAAGCGGCUGCGCAGAAGCGGCUGCGCAGAAACGGCUGCGCAGAAGCGGCUGCGCAGACGCGGCUGCGCAGAAGCGGCUGCGCAGAAGCGGCUGCGCAGAAGCGGCUGCGCAGAAGCGGCAGCGCAGAAGCGGCUGCGCAGAAGCGGCUGCGCAGAAGCGGCUGCGCAGAAGCGGCUGCGCAGAAGCGGCUGCGCAGAAGCCGCUGCGCAGAAGCGGCUGCGCAGAAGCGGCUGCGCAGAAGCGGCUGCGCAGAAGCGGCUGCGCAGAAGCGGCUGCGCAGAAGCGGCUGCGCAGAAGCGGCUGCGCAGAAGCGGCUGCGCAGAAGCGGCUGCGCAGAAGCGGCUGCGCAGAAGCGGCUGCGCAGAAGCGGCUGCGCAGAAACGGCUGCGCAGAAACGGCUGCGCAUAAGCGGCUGCGCAGAGACGGCUGCGCAGAGACGGCUGCGCAGAGACGGCUGCGCAGAGACGGCUGCGCAGAAACGGCUGCGCAGAAACGGCUGCGCAGAAACGGCUGCGCAUAAACGGCUGCGCAUAAACGGCUGCGCAGGAACGGCUGCGCAGGAACGGCUGCGCAGGAACGGCUGCGCAGGAACGGCUGCAAACGGCUGCGCCGAAACGGCUGAGCCGAAACGGCUGCGCAGAAACGGCUGCGACGAAACGGCUGCGCCGAAACGGCUGCGCCGAAACGGCUGCGCCGAAACGGCUGCGCAGAAACUGCUGCGCCGAAACAGCUGCGCCGAAACAGCUGCGCAGAAACAGCUGCGCAGAAACAGCUGCGCAGAAACAGCUGCGCAGAAACAGCUAGGCAGAAACAGCUGCGCAGAAACAGCUGCGCAGAAGCAGCUGCGCAGAAACAGCUGCGCAGAAACAGCUGCGCAGAAGCAGCUGCGCAGAAGCAGCUGCGCAGGAACGGCUGCGCAGGAACGGCUGCGCAGGAACGGCUGCGCAGGAACGGCUGCGCAGGAACGGCUGCGCAGGAACGGCUGCGCAGCAACGGCUGCGCAGGAACGGCUGCGCAGGAACGGCUGCGCAGGAACGGCUGCGCAGAAACGGCUGCGCAGAAACGGCUGCGCAGAAACGGCUGAGCAGAAACGGCUGCGCAGAAGCGGCUGCGCAGAAGCGGCUGCGCAGAAGCGGCUGCGCAGAAGCGGCUGCGCAGAAGCGGCUGCGCAGAAGCGGCUGCGCAGAAGCGGCUGCGCAGAAGCGGCUGCGCAGAAGCGGCUGCGCAGAUGCGGCUGCGCAGAAGCGGCUGCGCAGAAGCGGCUGCGCAGAAGCGGCUGCGCAGAAGCGGCUGCGCAGAAGCGGCUGCGCAGAAGCGGCUGCGCAGAAGCGGCUGCGCAGAAGCGGCUGCGCAGAAGCGGCUGCGCAGAAACGGCUGCGCAGAAACGGCUGCGCAGAAACGGCUGCGCAGAAACGGCUGCGCAUAAACGGCUGCGCAUAAACGGCUGCGCAGAAGCGGCUGCGCAGAAGCGGCUGCGCAGAAGCGGCUGCGCAGGAACGGCUGCGCAGGAACGGCUGCGCAGGAACGGCUGCGCAGAAACGGCUGCGCAGGAACGGCUGCGCAGGAACGGCUGCGCAGGAACAGCUGCGCAGGAACAGCUGCGCAGGAACAGCUGCGCAGAAACAGCUGCGCAGGAACAGCUGCGCAGGAACAGCUGCGCAGGAACGGCUGCGCAGAAACGGCUGCGCAGAAACGGCUGCGCAGAAACGGCUGCGCCGAAACGGCUGCGCCGAAACGGCUGCGCCGAAACGGCUGCGCCGAAACGGCUGCGCAGAAACGGCUGCGCCGAAACGGCUGCGCCGAAACGGCUGCGCAGAAACGGCUGCGCCGAAACGGCUGCGCCGAAACAGCUGCGCCGAAACAGCUGCGCCGAAACAGCUGCGCCGAAACAGCUGCGCAGGAACAGCUGCGCAGUAACAGCUGCGCAGAAACAGCUGCGCAGAAACAGCUGCGCAGGAACAGCUGCGCAGAAACAGCUGCGCAGAAGCAGCUGCGCAGAAGCAGCUGCGCAGAAGCAGCUGCGCAGAAACAGCUGCGCAGAAGCAGCUGCGCAGAAGCAGCUGCGCAGAAACAGCUGCGCAGAAGCAGCUGCGCAGAAGCAGCUGCGCAGAAGCAGCUGCGCAGAAGCAGCUGCGCAGAAGCAGCUGCGCAGGAACAGCUGUGCAGAAGCAGCUGCGCAGGAACAGCUGCGCAGAAGCAGCUGCGCAGAAACAGCUGCGCAGGAACAGCUGCGCAGGAACAGCUGCGCAGGAACAGCUGCGCAGAAACAGCUGCGCAGGAACAGCUGCGCAGGAACAGCUGCGCAGAAACAGCUGCGCAGAAGCAGCUGCGCAGAAGCAGCUGCGCAGAAACAGCUGCGCAGAAGCAGCUGCGCAGAAGCAGCUGCGCAGAAGCAGCUGCGCAGAAGCAGCUGCGCAGAAGCAGCUGCGCAGGAAAAGCUGCGCAGGAACAGCUGCGCAGAAGCAGCUGCGCAGGAACAGCUGCGCAGAAGCAGCUGCGCAGAAACAGCUGCGCAGGAACAGCUGCGCAGGAACAGCUGCGCAGGAACAGCUGCGCAGGAACAGCUGCGCAGAAACAGCUGCGCAGGAACAGCUGCGCAGGAACAGCUGCGCAGGAACAGCUGCGCAGAAACAGCUGCGCAGGAACAGCUGCGCAGAAACAGCUGCGCAGAAACAGCUGCGCAGAAACAGCUGCGCAGAAACAGCUGCGCAGAAACAGCUGCGCAGAAACAGCUGCGCAGAAACAGCUGCGCCGAAACAGCUGCGCCGAAACAGCUGCGCCGAAACAGCUGCGCCGAAACAGCUGCGCCGAAACAGCUGCGCAGAAACAGCUGCGCCGAAACAGCUGCGCAGAAACAGCUGCGCAGAAACAGCUGCGCAGAAACAGCUGCGCAGAAACAGCUGCGCAGAAACAGCUGCGCAGGAACAGCUGCGCAGCCGUUUAUGCGCAGCCCCGUUUAA